AGAAGUCGGAAGUGUGAUGGAGUACUACUCAUCAUCAGCUGACAGCUGGUGUAUCUGUGUGUUUGUACUCGGAAAUAUGCGAUGCAAAUUUCUAGUUUUGGGGUGUUUGGUUUUUACCCCCGAGAUCUCAGCCCCACCGCUACCAUCGGACGGCUGCCUAGAGCCACCGCCGGUUCGGGUCGGGACCGGAAUACCACCACUCUAGGAUCAACCUGCACAGUUCCCGGCUUCCCGCCGCCGCCGCCGCCGCGGGCAGCACCGGCCGUCGGCCUCUUCGUCCCCGCCCAGCUUGCGAGAAAGAGCGAAACGUUUCCCCUUCGAAUCCUCGCGUGCCGGGGGUGACACGCCUCGUGGUACCGCCGGGAGAUGGUGAAGAUAGUGACGUACAACGUGAACGGGCUGCGGCCGCGGGUGGCGCAGCACGGCUCGCUCCGCCGCCUCCUCGACGCCCUCGACGCCGACAUCAUCUGCUUCCAGGAGACCAAAUUGUCAAGGCAGGACCUAUCUGCGGAUGUCAUCAUGGCUGAAGGAUAUGAGGCCUUUGUUUCAUGCAAUCGCUCUUCAAAAGGCCGUGGAGCAUACUCUGGUGUUGCAACAUUUUGCCGAGUAACAUCAUCAUUUUCCAGCCAGGAGGUUGCUUUGCCGGUAGCAGCUGAAGAAGGCUUUACUGGACUUCAGGACUAUGCAAAAAAUAGUGAAACUGUUGGGGAUUUCAUUAUUGCAAUGCCUGUCGAGGAGGAGGGUCUUGGUGAAAUCACAAGAGAGGACCUCCUAAGGGUUGACAAUGAGGGGCGGUGCAUCAUCACUGAUCAUGGACACUUUGUUCUUUUCAACAUAUAUGGCCCAGCUGUUGAAGAAGAUGAUAAAGAGCGGGUUCGUUUUAAGCUACUCUUUUAUAAGAUACUGCAGAAAAGAUGGGAACAUCUAUUGGCUCUUGGAAAGAGAGUCUUUGUUGUUGGUGAUUUGAAUAUUGCUCCUGCUUCUAUAGAUAGGUGUGACGCGCCACCUGGCUUCGAGAAGCAAAUGUUCCGAGUAUGGAUGAGAUCCAUGCUGAGAGAACAUGGAGGUCCCUUUUUUGAUGCUUUUAGAUCAAAACACCCUGAAAGGACAGGAGCAUAUACUUGUUUUAAUCAGAAAAUUGGUGCUGAAGAAUAUAACUAUGGUUCUAGAAUCGACCACAUUCUCAUUUCCGGUUCCUGUCUCCAUCACUGUGAUUCUGUGGAGUACCAUAACAUUUUUUGUUGCCAUGUAGAAGAAUGUGAGAUAAUGAAUCAUUUCAAAAGAGGGAAUUCUGAAAAUUUGUCAAAGUGGAAAGGGGGAAGAAGUAAUAAGCUAGAAGGAUCUGAUCAUAUUCCAGUUUAUAUUUUACUGAAAGAAAUACCUGAACUUCCAGUUCAUAAUAUCCCACCAUCAGCUGCAAGAUAUCUUCCAGAGGUCCGUGGACGGCAACAAAGUAUUGUAUCAUUCCUCGAUAAAGGGAAAAUUUAUGAGCUGCAAAAUGCUGCAAAUUUGAUUCAGUCCGGAGAUAUAGUAGGCCAUAGCUACUGUAGUGAUAACAUGGAAAAUAGAACUAUAGCCAAGGAAGGACUGACAACUGGUAUAACUCAGUUUGCAAAAGGUGGUAACCUUCCUAGUUUGAUGCGCAAGGGGACAGAUCUAGAUCAAUUGACAAAUGAAUGUAUAAUUGGCAUCUCUCAUAGCAGCCAGAGAGCUUCACUGUCUAGCACCAAGUUUGUGCCAAAAAAGAAAAUUAAGAGCAACUUAUCAUCUCAACCAACAAUCAAGUCAUUUUUUCAACGACCAGGGUCAAAGACAGUAAAUGCCAGUACCAGUACCAGUACCUUAGUUACUCCAGCAGAAAAAGUAGACCUUACAAAUCAAACAUGUGUUCCAAACGAUGAUAGUCUACAUGAAAACAUGCAGUGCACAACUUCAGCAGCCGAAGAUCAGGAUAAUACAAAUGCAUCAUCCUGUUCACUUUCAGCAGACAAAUCUAAUGGUGCAGCAUUAGAGUGGCAGAGAAUACAACAAAAGAUGAAGAUGACACUACCGCGUUGCAAAGGGCAUCGUGAACCAUGCAUUCCGAGGUCUGUGAAGAAGGGUCCUAAUAUAGGCCGUUUGUUCUAUGUCUGUGCUCGUGCUCAGGGACCUGCAUCAAAUCCAGAAGCAAAUUGUGGCCACUUUCAGUGGGCACCUGGAAAGUCUAAAGAGAAACGUCAGUGACUGCCCCCCUCCCCCUCUUCCAGGUGAAAGAAUUCCUUCAGCACUCAGCAUAUGCUUUUAUGUUGUGCUAACUGUCCAUUUUAGCUUGGAGCCCAGGAUAUUUUGCUUCCUGUGAGUCUGGUACAUAACUUUGUCCCAGCAUAUGGAAACCAAUCCUGUCUGUAAUGUUUUCCAUGGAAACCAAAUGUGGGCAUUAUCACCCAUCUGUCUCCAGAAAUGAAGUGCCAGUUGUGCAGGAGAGCGACUGACUCCUAUAUCUCUUUCCAACAUUUACUCGUUAAAAGAGUCAUUUAUAUACUCCUUUUCAACCAGGUGGCAUGCCAUGGUAGGUUUUUUUUUUUCCUUCCUUUUCAAAACGACGGGAUAGGGCAUAUAUUAUACAGUAAUUCACAUUGUCUACCUUCAGCCUAUGUGGACAACCAUUUUGAGUGAAUCCACUUAUGCCUUUCCAAUUCCAACUGAUGAGCAUGUUCAGGUUAACAACUUAACCCAAGCCACUGGAGAAUUGGGUUUAAGUGAAAGAUACUUGACUAGCAUCACCUGACUAAAAGAAUCCAAGCAUUUUUCUUCCCGCCGUCUGAAACUAUUUGCUGGUCCUUCUGUGUUAGACUGUUAUCUGGCCUCACUCCCUACAUUGACCUGGAUUUGCUGGGCAAGAGAUUGUUUCCCUCGUUGAUGUGCCAUUAUACUUAAUUUCCUGGGAAAUUGAUACCGUUUA
Messenger RNA from Sorghum bicolor (sorghum), 2941 nucleotides. RefSeq names its product DNA-(apurinic or apyrimidinic site) lyase 2. Gene Ontology annotation, cellular component: nucleus. Gene Ontology annotation, molecular function: DNA-(apurinic or apyrimidinic site) endonuclease activity; DNA binding; zinc ion binding. Lineage: Eukaryota; Viridiplantae; Streptophyta; Magnoliopsida; Poales; Poaceae. Bases 367 to 2223 code for a protein of 618 amino acids. The transcript has 10 exons. Gene Ontology annotation, biological process: base-excision repair. The record is from RefSeq and is a predicted model, not a curated record.